Messenger RNA from Condylostylus longicornis, 2176 nucleotides. RefSeq names its product thrombospondin type-1 domain-containing protein 4-like. Gene Ontology annotation, biological process: extracellular matrix organization. The coding region runs from base 193 to 2061 and encodes 622 amino acids. NCBI's taxonomy places the organism in Eukaryota, Metazoa, Arthropoda, Insecta, Diptera, Dolichopodidae. The transcript is spliced from 7 exons. Gene Ontology annotation, molecular function: metalloendopeptidase activity. Gene Ontology annotation, cellular component: extracellular matrix. The record is from RefSeq and is a predicted model, not a curated record.
AUUGAAUGGGACAACGAAUUAAAGCUGCUGAUUGAUUUAAAAAAAGAAAUUGAGUAUAUCAAUGCAAGCCACAAUAAAAUUAAUUAUUUAAUAAGCACUAAAUAAAAAUUCUUAAGAAUAAAAAUCUUUAAUCAUUAGCAACGAUUGAUAAAACGAAAUUCACAUAAGAUUAAAUUAAAUAAAUGAUUCAAUAUGCUGCAUUUCCAGGAUAUUUAUUUUUAUUUAACGAUUCUAUUAGUUUGGGCAGUUCAUUCAAGUGGAUCUAUAAGAAGUGUUACAACAAAUGAUAGUCCAUUUCAAUGCGGUUCAGUAUUAUGUCGUCCAAUUUUCGAGACGUUUAAAAAAAAACAUAUACCACAUGGUUUUCUUUAUUUAACAACAAUUUCUGCAGGCGCAUCAAAUAUUUCUGUUAUGCAAAUGGAUCACAGUAAAAAUUUAUUAGUACUGAAAUCAACAGAAGAUCAUCAUUUUAUUUUAAAUGGUAAUGAUGAUCCAUCAGCAAAUGGAAUUUAUAAAUAUCAUGGAAAUUUAUUUGAAUAUAGAAGAGGAGAUGAUUAUGAAUUGAUACAAGCAACUGGGCCAAUUUCCAAAGCAAUUGAUUUAAUGAUAAAUGUGAAAGGUCCAAAUCCUGGAAUACAAUAUGAAUAUUUUCUUCCGGUAGCAUCUGGUUCAGUAUCUGGUGAUGAUGAAGCUGCAACAAGUUGGAAUGAACAAGGUUCUCCAUUAGACUAUUCUGAUGAAGCAAAAUCGGAUGAUUCAACAAGUGCUUCUCCAGUUGAUCGUAAACGGAAAAAAUUUAUGUGGAAAUUAAUUGGAUUUGGUCCAUGUUCAAAAACCUGCGGUGGUGGUCUUCAACCACCAAUUUUCCGUUGUAUACGGGAUUCACCAACAAGAUUUUAUUCGCCACGACGUUGUAUGCAUAUGGAGAAACCGACUUUUAAUGAAAUUAUUUAUAAAUGUAAUACUCAACCUUGCCCAGCUUAUUGGCAUACUGAAGAAUGGGAUGAUUGUCUUUGCCGUUUGGGUAAAGGUGUUCAUUCACGUGAAGUAAAAUGUGUCCAGGAAUUACAUGGCGGAGUUGCAAUACAAGUAGACGAUGAAGCAUGUGUAGCAGACGAUAAACCAUCAUCAAAAGAAUACUGCUCGUGUCCAAAACGUAAAAUUACCGCUAGAUCAAAUAAGCCAAGUAUUUAUGAACAUUUACAUGGUGUAACAAAUACAAUUCAAUUAAAUCCAAAUCAUUAUAAUAAUUCGAUACAUUCAACAACAAUAAAUAAAUUGAAACGGGGAACACAAAAAAAAUUUCGUGAUGAUCCAAAUGAUAGAUCUGGUAUGUGGUUAAUGUCCGAUUGGAAUCAAAAAUGUUCAGCUGAUUGUAGUUAUGCUGAUGGAAUUGAUGGUUUUGAACAUCGUUCAAUAUUUUGUGAUCGUACACCACCAUAUACUGAACGUUGUGAUUUACGUACAACACCAGAUACCAGUAGACCAUGUCAAAAUCAAGAAAUAUGUUCAUAUGGUAAUUGGUAUACUGGAAAAUGGAGUAAAUGUCAUGGUGAUUGUUUUAAUUUAAUGCGAAGAAGAGGUGUAUUAUGUAUUAAAAAUAAUGGAAUUGUUGAUGAUGAGGAAUGUGAAUAUGAUAAAAGACCAUUAGAUCGUGAACCAUGUCAAAUUAAUGAUGUUGAUUAUUGUAAUGCAAAAUGGCAUUAUUCUGAAUGGACAGAGUGUUCACACCCUUGUGGUGGUGGAUCGCAAAAGCGUUUUGUAAAAUGUUUAGAAAUCGAUCAAAAAGAAAAUAUUUUACGUGAAUCACAUAAAUGUAGAUACUCUGAUAGAGAGCCAGUUGUAAGCACCUGUAAUAAUCAAAAAUGUUAUAAAGAAAAUGAGGAACAAAAUAAUAUAAAUGAUGAUACAAAUUCCCAAACAAAUGAAUUAACAGCAUCCGAAUGUACAGAUAUAUUUCCAAAUUGUCAUUUAAUAGCAAAUCGUGAAAAAUAUUGUACAUUAAAUUAUUAUAAAAAAUAUUGUUGUAAAUCAUGUGAAUCCUUUAAUAAUUAUGUUUGAAUAAUAAUAAUAACAAUAAUAAAAUUUAACUUGUAAAAAAUUAAUAUGCAAAAAUUAAAAUUGUAAUUUGUAAUUAUAAAAUCAAAAUUUUCUCUCGAAAUUAAUAACUAACAUU